Molecule: messenger RNA, 207 nt
Organism: Colletotrichum orchidophilum
Lineage: Eukaryota; Fungi; Ascomycota; Sordariomycetes; Glomerellales; Glomerellaceae
Exons: 1
Coding region: 1-207 (68 amino acids)
Source: RefSeq, a predicted model, not a curated record
AUGCAACUGUCUGCCAUUGCGCAACCUAUCACUCAGCCCAGCAAGCCACCUACUCAUAUGAUGAUUCGUUUCUCUCGAGGCAUCCAUUUGCGCCAUCCCUGUCGAUUCAGUGAAGUGGUGGGCAUUGCCCAUUCGAGGGCCGCGUUACUCACCUUUGGAUUGGCAGCCUGGUUGUUAAGCGACAACUACACCAAGUGCGAUACUUGA